GGGAGCAUUGCGGCUAUGGCAGAACCGCAGCCCGCAGCCGGCUUUACCCACGAGGCUGCCCUCAGUUGCUGCUCCGAUGCGGACCCCAGCACCAAGGAUUUUCUAUUGCAGCAGACCAUGCUACGAAUUAAAGACCCUAAGAAGUCAUUAGAUUUUUAUACAAGAAUUCUUGGAAUGACGCUACUUCAAAAAUUAGAUUUUCCCACUAUGAAAUUUUCACUCUAUUUCUUGGCUUAUGAGGAUAAAAAUGACAUCCCCAAAGAUAAAGAUGAAAAAACAGCAUGGGUAUUCUCCAGAAAAGCUACACUUGAGCUGACACACAAUUGGGGUACUGAAGAUGAUGCAACUCAGAAUUACCACAAUGGCAAUUCAGACCCUCGAGGAUUUGGUCACAUUGGAAUUGCUGUUCCUGAUUUACAUGGUGCUUGUAAAAGAUUUGAAGAACUGGGAAUCAAAUUUGUAAAGAAACCUGAUGAUGGUAAAAUGAAAGGCCUGGCAUUUAUUCAAGAUCCUGAUGGCUACUGGAUUGAAAUUUUGAAUCCUAACACAAUGAUAACUAUUAUUUAGUUCUAUGAGACUACGUCUUUGUGAUUUCAAUGAAGACAUUGUAGAGGACAAAAAGGAAACAAUGUGGUUCAAGGUAGUUAUGUAACAAAAGCAUUGAGGACUAAUGGAUCAUUGUCCUAGUUCAAAUUAUUCUUAAAUUCAUUUCCUUUUCCUACUUCACCUAACUGUUCAGUAAUUCUGGUUUUAAAAUAGUGCUUUUAUCUUAUGCCCUUGAAUGUAAUUCUGUAACUUUACUUUUGAAGUAAUAAUUAGAACAGUUCCCUUCAGACACUGCAUUGGCCUUCAUCUGUCUUCUAAAU
Choloepus didactylus (southern two-toed sloth) is the source of this 866-nucleotide messenger RNA. Its product is annotated as lactoylglutathione lyase-like. The record is from RefSeq and is a predicted model, not a curated record. The transcript has a single exon. The coding region runs from base 16 to 567 and encodes 183 amino acids. NCBI's taxonomy places the organism in Eukaryota, Metazoa, Chordata, Mammalia, Pilosa, Megalonychidae. Gene Ontology annotation, molecular function: metal ion binding; lactoylglutathione lyase activity.